UCACUCAGUCCUGUUACCCUGACACAUUCUCCCCUCUAAAAAUUUGGGACAUUCCACAAGUCACAUGAUCAAUAGGAAGCAGCAUCAUUUGAGUCUCCUGAAGGCCAUGGGAAGACCAAAAGUCAGUUCUCUCACUUUAUUUUCUGUAUUUUUGAUCAUAUUACAAAUCUAACACACCUGUGCAUUUCCUAAUUGAUGUACAUUUCCAUUUAAAGGUAAGACCUGGAAGUCUUUAAUUCAUGCUUAAGCUGCAUUUACACAAAACCAGCAAUGUCUACUUAGUGCCCUUUACUCCAUGACAUCAGUAGUUCCCUCCCUCACAUGGCUGUAAUGAAGCCAUUUAUAUUAGUGACAAAUGUGAUCAUUCUUCUCUCUUUAUUCCUGUCUCUUUUAUCAACUCCACUUGCAGCUGGUGCUCAGUGUGUGUGUGUGUGUGACCAUCAUUAAAAAUGUAUACCAUCUCUCCAAACAAACAAGCCACUCAUGCUCAUUGGAUAUCAGUCAUUAAAAUUUAGCGAAGAGGGCAAAGCGUAUCAGGUUCCUCAUUCAGGCUGUGGAUGAAUUUUUCAAAGUCCUAUUACCUCUACAGGCACCACUGCUGAUGUCUCAAGGCUGCACACUUUGACACUGCCAUUGCCUGUCUCUGCUGUUACUGUAGCUGAGGCGUGACAAAAGCCGAAUUAACAAUAACAACAUGAGUCUCACGGAGGCUUUACUGAUUCAUUUACUACUGCUUGUUGAUGAGGCUGAUUCUAAAAAAGGAGUCAAAUGUGGAGGAAUCCUCUCUGCUUCAUCUGGCAAUAUCUCCAGUCCAAACUUCCCAGGCCUGUAUCCCUACAACAUUGACUGUUCCUGGCUAAUUGUGGUGGCAGAGGGCUCAUCUGUCCUCCUCACCUUUUACCACUUUGAGCUGGAGUACCAUGCCAACUGUGCUUACGACUACAUCAAGAUCUACAACGGCAUAUCUGAGGAUGAGGGGAACCUCCUUGGCACGUUUUGUGGUAACAUCUCCCCACCUCAGUUCACUUCGUCUUGGAAUGUCAUGUCCAUUAUCUUCCAUUCAGAUCGCCACGUAGUGAACAGGGGAUUCAGUGUUGGCUACAGAAAAGAUAUGUGUGGUGGAGUCCUCACUGGCCUCUCAGGUGUUAUCUCCAGUCCAGGCUACCCUCGGGAGUACAGCAAUAAUGCCGACUGCUCUUGGGCCAUCCACGUGUCCAACACCAGUGUGGUCACCCUGGUCUUCUUGGACUUCCAGCUGGAAAACAAUGAGGGAUGUAAUUUUGACUUUGUCGCUCUGUUUGAUGGCCCUACAGUCACCCACCGACACCUGGGCAAAUACUGCGGGGCUGAUAAACCCCCUAACACAGUCACAACUUCUAACCAGCUUCUAGUAGUCUUCAAGUCUGACUUCAACAUUGGGGGACGGGGGUUCAAGGCUUACUACUACUCAGGUGAAUGCCAGCAGGUCCUGUCAGCUGUAAGUGGCAACUUUAGCAGCCCUCAUUUCCCCAACAUCUACCCGAACAACAUAAACUGCCACUGGAGCAUCACUCUAGCUACUGGAUACCGCAUCAAACUCUUCUUCCCCGUCAUGGACCUGGAGGACCGCAACAGUCUUUCAGAUGAGUGUGACUACGACUCUGUUACAGUUUAUGAUGGGGACAGCCAGACAGACACCCUGCUAGGACGCUGGUGUGGCAGGGAGGAACCUCCCUCUCUCAUCUCCAAGGGCAACAAAUUGCUGGUGGUACUAAGCACAGACAGAAAUGAAGCUCAUAGAGGGUUCACUGCUUCUUAUCUUGGAGUGGUGCCUGUAAACGUUAGCUGCACAAGAUCAGAAUUCACCAUUUUGAUACCCCAGAAGUCCUUACCUCAGCUGGACCGUGAGAGCAUCUACCUGGGAAACCCAACCUGUACAGCCCAGUUAACGGCCACCUCAUAUAAGAUACUUGCUCAGUUUGUCAACUGUGGUACUGCUAGCCAGAAACAUCGGAACAUCACCAUGCUGGUAAACAAACUCUACAUCGAUUUCUCUGAUGGGAAGCAGCAGAAUGUGCAAGAAUAUAAGCUGCAGUGUGAUGCCCAGCGGAAAGUAGCAUCAGUGUCCAUCAUCUCAGCAGAGGAGCGUCGUCUCGAGGAGCAGGCCCAACAAACUGACAAUGACAGUAAUGACAAUGGAGGGGAACAGGAAGCUGAGCCUCAUGACUUGAGUGAUAUUGUCUUCAUUAGCAUUUGUGUUCUGGCUGUCAUUCUCAUGGUGAUAGCUAUUGUUUGGCUGGUGCUUCUUUAGUAAUA
This is a messenger RNA of Thunnus maccoyii (southern bluefin tuna), 2295 nucleotides long. RefSeq names its product CUB domain containing protein 2 (gene cdcp2). The record is from RefSeq and is a predicted model, not a curated record. Bases 695 to 2290 code for a protein of 531 amino acids. NCBI's taxonomy places the organism in Eukaryota, Metazoa, Chordata, Actinopteri, Scombriformes, Scombridae. The transcript is spliced from 7 exons.